Messenger RNA from Boeremia exigua, 1392 nucleotides. Its product is annotated as cytochrome c1 heme lyase. Gene Ontology annotation, biological process: cytochrome c-heme linkage. The transcript has a single exon. Gene Ontology annotation, cellular component: mitochondrion. Lineage: Eukaryota; Fungi; Ascomycota; Dothideomycetes; Pleosporales; Didymellaceae. The coding region runs from base 198 to 1019 and encodes 273 amino acids. The record is from RefSeq and is a predicted model, not a curated record. Gene Ontology annotation, molecular function: holocytochrome-c synthase activity.
AUCCACCGGCCCUCGAUUCGUGAAGCUAAACUCCCCAAAGCGGUGAACUAGCCCCAACCCAUUGUAGUCCAGACCCGCCAAUCAGAGGAGAAGGUAAUCGUCGCAGGCCGAACGACGUCCAAGCGCCACUUUUCUGGCCAUCUCGCCAUCUGCCGAUUGUCUUGUAGCAUCACCUCGACGGUUCUAUAACCACACCAAUGUCUUCACAGCAUGAUGAGGCGGCUGCCGCCGGAUGCCCCGUAGACCACAAAGCGCGCGAGGCAUGGCUCGAGCAAGCGCGCGCAGCCGGCAACACUCAAACAAACCCUCACACCUCCGCGCCGCCGCCCGCAACGUCAGCGCAAUCGCAAGCAGCAGCGCCCGAGAAAUCCUCUCCUGUCCAACAAUCAUGCGACUCCUCUACCCUCGAUCAAUCCACCUCCUCCCCCGCGCCAACAACCAGCGGCCUCCUCUCGAACCUGCGCCUCGGCACCGACCGCGAAAUUAGCACGAUCCCGCGUUCCAUGCCCAACGCACCGACCGAACGACCCGCAAACAACGAGAAGGAUACUGGUGCAGACAAGGCAUCCGGGAACUGGAUUUACCCCAGCGAACGCAUGUUCUUCGAUGCCAUGAAACGCAAACAGUUCGAUCCACAAGCCUCAGACAUGAAAGCCAUAAUCCCCAUCCACAACGCCGUCAACGAGCGAGCAUGGCACGAGAUCAAAGCGUGGGAGCAAGGGCGGGGCAGCGAAAGCUGCGGCGGGCCGAAGCUCGAGUCGUUCUCCGGGCUGAGCACGAGCCUGACACCGCGCGCGCGCUGGAACGCACUCCUGGGGUACCAGCCGCCGUUUGAUCGGCACGACUGGGUGGUGGACCGCUGCGGCACCAAGGUCGAGUACGUGAUUGAUUUCUACGCGGGCAAGACGCAGCCUGGCGCGCAGCCGGGACAGGGCCUCAACUUCUACCUCGAUGUAAGACCAAAGCUGAAUAGCUGGGAGGCUGUCAAGACAAGAGUGAGCAGGUUCUGGGGUUUCUAGAUGUGGUGGUACGGAUGUUGUAUGAUAUGUACGAUUGACGGAGGAAUUGCAUACCCGGAGGACCAUGGCAACGGCGUUUCUUGAAUUCGGAUAGGGUUCGUAGAGGCAUAUUGAUGAAGCCUGUAUUAUUUUACACUCCUGUUACGCUCCCUUUGGCGCGGUUUAUUGUAUCAUACAUCGACUGAGUUUCCAGUAUUGCAUACAGCAGCCCUCAUGUCGUCUUCUCGUCCUUCUCGCGCUUGCCAAAUGUGUAUGCCAAUCCACAGCCAACCACAUUGACUGCACAGAGAGCCAGAGAUGCGCCCCUUACGGCACCUCGGACUGUGAACUUGUUCCUCAGUUUCUGACGUCGAUUAGCAUACGGCGCAUAUUU